This is a messenger RNA of Aureobasidium vineae, 1869 nucleotides long. The record is from the annotation of a GenBank genome assembly. Lineage: Eukaryota; Fungi; Ascomycota; Dothideomycetes; Dothideales; Saccotheciaceae.
AUGCGUUUUGUUAUCUCUCUGCUUUCCUUGUCGUCCGUCGCUCUUGCGAGCUGGACCCAGAACCUGAACUACCGCAGUCCUUCUGACCACCACCCUGGUCUCGGUAUCUCUCUUCACAAGGUCAACAAGCGCAAUGUGCCCGGUACUCAGUACUCUGCCUCGCAGUUGAACUUUACCCAUGGCAUUGCUUCUGGAGACCCGUACUCGGACUCUGUCAUCCUGUGGACUCGCGUUGCUCCCAUGUUCGACAAUGUCAAUGACAACUCGACCGUCUCUGGCAUUGCUCCUUUGUACGGCCAUGGCGCCAACUUGACUGCCAGCACUGCUCCUGUCUGUGUGCAGUACAAGGUUUCCAAGUCUGCCAACUUUACCCAUGUUGAGAGCAGCGGCACCGUAUACACUUCUUCCGACAUUGACUACACUGUCAAGGCCAAGAACUUGACUGCCUUCACUCGCUACUACUACCAGUUCAACGUCUGCGGCUCCAACAAGACCAGUCCUCUUGGCCGCACCAAGACUGCCCCUGAUACCAACGACUACACUGCUGAGGUCGGACUUGCUGUCUACUCGUGCAGCAACUUCCCAUUCGGCUUCUUCAACGCCUACGGUAACCCUGUGCGAAAGGACUCCGUCGACUACGUCAUCCACCUUGGUGACUACAUCUACGAGUACGCCGGCGACGGUGACUACGGCUACGGCUACAGCAUCAACCGCAUUCCCAAGCCCGAGCGCGUCAUCACUACCCUUUACGACUACCGCGAGCGUCUCGCUACCUACCGCACCGAUCUCGAUCUUCUCGCUUCCCACCAGAACUAUCCCUGGAUUCCUGUCUGGGAUGACCACGAGGUCUCGGACAACACCUACCGCGAUGGUGCUUCUGAGCUCAACAACACUGAGGCGUCGUUCAUCAGCGACGGCGGUGUUUCUGUUGACCAGAGAAAGAUGAAUGCUGUCAGAGCAUACUUUGAGUGGAUGCCCAUCCGCCAGGUCGAGAUGGACGACAACCUCCGUAUUUGGAGAAGCUUCAGCAUUGGCAGCUUGUUCGACUUGGUCAUGCUCGAUACCCGCCAAUACGACCGCUCCAUCACCGAUCUGUACUGGAACACCGACUAUGUCCACGCACUCAGCAACGAUGCUGGCAGAAGUAUGAUGGGUAGCAGACAGGAGAACUGGUUCUACAACCAACUCACCCAGUCGGCCAACCGUGGCGCUGCAUGGCGCUUGAUCGGCUCGCAGACCGUCUUCUCGCGCGUCAACGAGUCAGCUGCCUACGGCAACACCAACNCCCUCGACUACGAUGCCUGGGAUGGCUACCAAGCUAACCGCAACCGCACCCUUUCCCACCUCUACAACAACGGCAUCGGCAACAACAUUGUCAUGUCCGGCGACUCUCACGCCUCGUGGGUAUCUGAUCUCGUCUGGCUCGACCACGAAAACUACAACUCCUCCACAGGCAACAACAGCAUCGGUGUCGAAUUCGCCGGCUCUGCUGUUUCUUCUCCCUGCCCCUACGGCCAAAACAUUUCCCUCGCAGCCGCCAACAAUGCUUCCAACUGGCUUGUCCACGCCAACCAAGAAUUGCAGUGGAACGACAUUUACUACCGCGGAUACUUUGAGCUGCACAUCAACUACGAUGAGGUCACUGCCAAUUUCUUCGGCAUGCCUACUAUUGUCAACCGUAACCCUGAUGAAAUUUCUCUUGCCAACUUUACGGUCAAGAGCGGACAGAACAAGUUGCAGAGACCUGUUGCUGGUGGUAUUGUUGAGAGUGGUGCCCUCAAGUUUGGGCAGGUUAAGCAGACUAAUGCUACUAAUAAUACUGAGACUGGUGUUUGGUUUGUUAGUCAGGCUGGUCAGGAGGAUAUUUAG